CCUAUCAAAAAUGAUCGAUUUGUAAUAAAUAAGCCACGUCUGGAUACAAUCGCUUAUUAUAUAUCAUCUGACAAGACUUUAAAAACAGAGUAUAACGAUAUACAUUCUGCGUAUGAUCGAAGUAUUUAUAAAAAAUUAAUAGAUAAUGGGGUCGAUGAGCUUUUGGCACGCCAUGUGUCUUAUUUAUUUAUUCGUGAUCCUCUUGUUGUCCUUGAAGAAUCAUUGCAUCAGGAUGAUGAAUCGUCAUCAAAUCAUUUUGAGAACAUUCAAUCAACAAAUUGGCAAACAGUACGCUUCAAACCUCCACCACCAAACUCAAAUAUUGGUUGGCGGGUAGAAUUUCGUUGCAUGGAAGUUCAAAUAACCGAUUUUGAAAAUGCUGCAUUC
Messenger RNA from Dentiscutata heterogama, 387 nucleotides. Lineage: Eukaryota; Fungi; Glomeromycota; Glomeromycetes; Diversisporales; Gigasporaceae. The record is from the annotation of a GenBank genome assembly.